AUGGUUGAAACUGGGGUUGCUAAUGUUGCUGUAGAAACUGGAAAGCAUAUACAUACAGACCAAGGUCAUAUUCUUGAACAAAUCGACGGAGAUGUGCAGUCUGUGAAUGUUCUCGAAGGCAUAAUGAAAAAUGCACAAAGGAAUAAUAAUAAAGCUAAAACAUUCUCAGAAGUAGCAGAACCUAAAAAGGAGAAGUAUUCAGAAGAACCAUCGGCAAAAAGAGCGAAGUUAUCAGCUGUUGAAUCGAAAUUAUCUUUUGAUCCGGAUGUCUAUAGGCAGUACCACGAAGCCAAAGAUCGAGUACGAGAUUUCUACAAAGAACAGCAUGAGAAGCAAACUAUGGCUUAUAACUUACAGGCACGAAUUAACUUCAAGACUAAAGUACGAGCGAAGAUGACAAUAUGGGACGCCUUGUGUAAAUUGUCAAAGUUGAUUGAUGAUUCUGACCCAGAUACGGAACUGUCGCAGAUUGAUCAUGCUAUACAAACUGCGGAGGCUAUAAGGGAAGACGGCAAACCCAGAUGGAUGCAGUUGGUUGGUUUAAUUCACGAUCUUGGAAAGAUUUUGUAUUUUUUUGAUAGCGAAGGUCAGUGGGAUGUGGUAGGUGAUACAUUUCCCAUAGGAUGUAAGUUUUCUGAGAAAAUUAUAUUUCAUGAGUUCUUCCAAAAUAAUCCAGAUAGGAAUCACCCCAUAUAUUCACAGAAGCUGGGUAUAUACGAAGAGAAUUGUGGUCUGAGUUCAGUAAUGAUCUCAUGGGGACAUGAUGAAUAUAUGUACUAUCUUGCAAAAGGUCAGUCGGUUUUGAAUGAACAAGCGUUGGCAAUGAUAAGAUACCAUUCAUUUUAUCCAUGGCACAGAGAAGGAGCAUAUCGCUAUUUAAUGAAUGAAAAUGAUUAUAAGAUAUUAGAGUCGGUUCAGGCUUUCAAUAAGUACGACUUGUAUUCUAAGGGUACUAAAAGACAUGACAUUGAGGAACUUAAGAAAUAUUACCUCGACUUAAUUGACGAGUAUUUUCCCACCAAGCUCGUUGAAUUUUAA
Molecule: messenger RNA, 1038 nt
Organism: Eremothecium cymbalariae DBVPG#7215
Lineage: Eukaryota; Fungi; Ascomycota; Saccharomycetes; Saccharomycetales; Saccharomycetaceae
Product: inositol oxygenase
Exons: 1
Coding region: 1-1038 (345 amino acids)
Biological process (GO): inositol catabolic process
Cellular component (GO): cytoplasm
Molecular function (GO): inositol oxygenase activity; iron ion binding
Source: RefSeq, a predicted model, not a curated record